AUGACUUUUGUCUUGACUUGGAGCGUUUCUAUUGCUGUGGCCGCGGUUACUGAUGGCGGAGUUCAAUUCACCAUUAUAAAUCACACCGUGGACACCGAACCGACGUCGGAGGGCAACCUGUCCUGGGUACCAUCAGCGGAUGUUGUGGCAUCCAAUCUCAAGACUCAGAUGAGCAACAGUCUCACCAAUGCGGCUGCGAAUGCUAAUACCAACUUGAUGAACGUUCUCGCGAACCAGCACCGCCUGUAUCUCCCGGCCAAGGGGCAUUUCCUUAUGCAUGACCCUGUUUUCAACAGCAAGGGCGACCUUUUGGUUGGACUGGAUUAUAAUGGGUAA
This is a messenger RNA of Trichoderma harzianum CBS 226.95, 336 nucleotides long. RefSeq lists its product as hypothetical. NCBI's taxonomy places the organism in Eukaryota, Fungi, Ascomycota, Sordariomycetes, Hypocreales, Hypocreaceae. The transcript has a single exon. Bases 1 to 336 code for a protein of 111 amino acids. The record is from RefSeq and is a predicted model, not a curated record.